AUGAGCACAACAUCACUACCAUCGACCUCGUCGUCGUCGUCGUCGCGCUCGAGCUCGGGGUUCCGAAACCUCCCAAACCAACAUGCCACCGUCUCGCCCCGCCUGGUCUUUACAACCCUCACUCCCAAGGACCUCGCAUUGGGGCCGUACGCCCACCCGUCGACGGGCAAGCCGAUGCACCUGUUCACUCUCGACGACUACAUGGUCUACACGCCGUUCAAGAACGACCACGGGCCACUCAACCUCGCCUACACUUUCGACGCCUGCGUCCGCAUCUUUGACAAGCUCAACGCCAAGGACUACAAAAGGAAGGCACUCUGCCUGUACACGAGCCCCUCGCCAGAACAAAAGUCGAAUGUCGCUCUCAUUGCGGCUCUGUACAGCCUAAUUGUCGACCACCAAGAUCCGUGGGACGCUUUCCAGCCCUUGGCGCACUUUGAGGUGCUUCCCUUCCGCGACGCAGGCAAUGGCGUCAACGAGUUUGGCCUCACGAUCCAGGUGCGGCCCCGUCGUCGUUGUGGCGCUGACGCCCAGGACGUGCUCUACGGCAUGUGGAAGGCACGACAGCAUGACCUGCUCAACCUCCAAGAGUUUGACGCCGACGACUACCGCUACUUUGAGAGAGUCGAAAACGGCGACCUCAACAUCCUGGGUAGCUUUAUCGCCUUUGCCUCGCCCAUGGACCCCGCUUGGAUCACGGCGCACGCCCAGCCGGGCGAGAUACCACAGACCUUUACCUCUUCCCAGACGCGCAUGCUGGCAUCCGCGUUUGACAAGGUCACGUCCAAGUUCUUUGAGGAGGAUGUCGGCCUCGUGGUCAGGCUCAACGACGAGCUGUACAACAAGUCCAGAUUCACGGACGCCAACAUCGAGCAUGUCGACCUCUACUUUGACGACGGAACCAACCCCACCAACGACAUUGUCCGCCAAUUCAUCGCCCUGGCCGACGACAUGAUUAACAACAAGAAGCGCAAGGUCGCUGUCCACUGCAAGGCUGGCCUCGGCAGGACGGGCGUGCUCAUCGGCGCCUACCUCAUCUACAAGUACCAGUUCUCCGCAUCCGAGGUCAUCGGCUUCAUGCGCAUCAUCCGCCCAGGCAUGGUCGUUGGUCCCCAGCAGCGAUACAUGCAGCUGAAUCAGAUGAAGUGGGCAGGAUGGGCCGUGAUGGAUGCCGCGGCAAAGAAUCAAGGCGCAUUAUCGCUGCCCAGCCCUCCUAUGAACCCGAAAGAGGCUCUGCCUGCCACGGAGCCGACCGACACGCCGCGCCCCCUGACCCCCGCAAGGCGUGUCACCGCUACCUCUUCCAAGCACGGCGACGCUAUCGGACAGCCUCGUAAAGGCCCAAAUGGAAACGGCGUGCAGGAGGGUGCUGACGACAUGGUGACUCCCGGACGCCAGGUCAAGUCCACCGCUCCUUCUCCAUCGUCAGCCGACUCGCAGGACGGAUCGGUUCGGGGAAUCAAGCGCGGGUCAGGUCGCUCGCCCGUGCCCCACGUCUUAAGAGGGGAGGCGGCUCAGCCGGUCGUCACGGCUGUUCCUAUUCGCACCGGGCUGGCCCGUUCCGUGUCGAGUGCCAGCUGCAGUUCGACCGUGUCCGAGCUUGACCAGCGAGCCACCAAGCGCCGCCAGGGCGACGCCGUUGCCAAGUCUGGCCUCAGCUCUCCACCACCUAGCCGCGAGACGACUCCCUCGGACGGUUCUACACCCCCGACCUCAUCUUUCCCCAUUGAAGAGACCCCCGAGCCCCUCACGACACCUCGCCAGACUCUCAGCCAGCUCUCGUCUCGUCCAGAGACACCACCCACGAUAUCUGCUCGAGCCGACGGCAUCCGUCCUGUCCGCAGCUUGAUCCCUUGCCGCGGGACUGUCCUGAACAAGGACGGCAUCGCCGUCAGCUCGCCCCCACACUCUCCUUCACGCAUGACUCGUUCGAAAUCCACUAAUGUUGACGGCCAGUUUGCCGACGCCGACACCCUUCCCACCUCUUCGUCGACUGGCAGCAUCUCGGCACGCAUGAAGCUGCCCUCGUCGCGCCUCAUCAUCCCUGCACAGUCGUGGCAGGCUGUGGCGCGCAUGGGCGCUGGCACAAACGCUUGACGCGCUACGACCCACCAUUGCAUCUUUCCAGCACUGUCCAUGACCUUUCACGCGAGGUGGACCACUCACCUUGCCCCCCUCACCUCAUCAACCCAAGCAAAUCACGACACGAACGACCCAUCCGAACCCUUUUUAUUGUGCAUGUUGACCGCGUCCAGCGCGACAUUAUUGUAGAUAGUAGUGGAGUGGCGACGUGAUGUCGAUGCAAG
Molecule: messenger RNA, 2306 nt
Organism: Vanrija pseudolonga
Lineage: Eukaryota; Fungi; Basidiomycota; Tremellomycetes; Trichosporonales; Trichosporonaceae
Product: Tyrosine-protein phosphatase CDC14
Exons: 10
Coding region: 1-2097 (698 amino acids)
Biological process (GO): microtubule cytoskeleton organization; protein dephosphorylation; positive regulation of cytokinesis
Cellular component (GO): cytoplasm; spindle pole body; nucleolus
Molecular function (GO): protein tyrosine phosphatase activity; protein serine/threonine phosphatase activity; protein tyrosine/serine/threonine phosphatase activity
Source: RefSeq, a predicted model, not a curated record